Molecule: messenger RNA, 2395 nt
Organism: Mytilus californianus (California mussel)
Lineage: Eukaryota; Metazoa; Mollusca; Bivalvia; Mytilida; Mytilidae
Product: coiled-coil domain-containing protein 77-like
Exons: 10
Coding region: 17-1501 (494 amino acids)
Cellular component (GO): centrosome
Source: RefSeq, a predicted model, not a curated record
GUCAUAAUUUCGAAAAAUGGCGUCUGCUGCCAAAAGUAAAGGAAGAAAAUCACCCAUACCAAAGAAGACAAAUAUCUCACAGCUUGACCAAUCACAAGAUGAGGGCCAACCUAGAAAACUGGGAGAAAAAGGAAGUCCUGACCUUCCAUCCAUCAAUGAACGUCUAGGCCAUUUAAGACCUUCUAGAGAGCUUUUAGAAUAUUACAGAAAGAAAAUAGCUGAAUAUGAUGAAGAGCAUGACCACAUGGUCAGCAAAUUAGAGGAAUAUAAAAUAACUUAUGAAGAACAGCAUAAACUACAAUGGGAAUUAAGACAGAGAGAGGAGGAGAUUGUAGAAUUACAAAAGGCUCUUAGUGAUAUGCAGAUUUAUUUAUUCCAAGAAAGAGAACAUGUAUUGAGACUAUAUUCAGAAAAUGACAGAUUAAAGAUCAGAGAGUUAGAAGACAAAAAGAAAAUACAACAGUUACUUAGUUUAAGUGGAACAACAGAAAGUGAAAUCACCUAUUUUAUGAAGGAACCACCAGCUAAGGCUAUUGUAGAACAGAAAAAGAGACCUAAAACAGCUCCUAAUAAUAACCUCAGAAAUGGCAUGAAGAAAAAACAGCUUCCAGUAUCAGAUAGACGUCAGUCCAUGUCACCUAAUCCAGAAGAAAAGUACAGACAUGACAAUGAAGUGUUAGUAUUACAGGUAGAAGCUCUGCAGGCACAGCUUCAGGAACAGACAAAAGUAGCCAAGGAACAAGUAGAGGCUUUAAUGGAAGACAGAAGGGUGAAAGAAGAGGAGCUGGAAACUCGUAGACAGAGAGAUGAAGCUAAAAUACACACACUUACUGAAAAAUUACACAAAACACAGGAUUUAUUAUAUGAAAGUACAAAAGACUUUUUAGAAUUAAGAUAUCAAGGUCGUGCCAAUGAGAGACAAUGGAUGGCAGAGAAGGACAGAUUACUUAGAGAACUAGAUAGUGCUAAAGAUAAAGGGAAUGGUCAAGACUCAUUGCUAAACAUGUCUGUUGCUACUGAGGCAAGAGCUCACUACGCAGAAGAAGUCAAGACAUUAGAUUAUCAAUUACAACAGGCACAGAAGCUAGCAGAGAUGUAUCGAGAGCAAGUGAUCCAGUUAGAGGAUGAAUUGUCGCGGAUCAGGGAAGAAGGGGAUGUCACCCGAGAAAUAUUUAAGGGAAGAAGUGACAAGAUGACUACGAGACUAACUAUGAUGAACCAGCGAUAUCAAGACUUAGAAAGAAGAAGGAACUUAGAGGUUGAAGGAUUUAAAAAUGAUAUUAAAAAUCUCAGAUCUAGAUUAAAGGAUGUUGAAAGGCAGCUUUAUAAGGUUACUAUGGGAUUUGCUGAGGAUAUGGAUGUACAGAAACCAGGUGAUAUUGACAUGCAAAUAUUACGAAAUGUACAUGCUACAGCUGGAAGAUCAAAGAAAAUGGUAGGAGAACUGAAAAACUUAAAAUCUAAAAUGUAUGGACUGGAAAAUGAUCUGAAACAUUUAUGAGACUAAGGAAAAAGGGAGGAUUUAUAUUUGAAAUUUGCAUUUGUACUGAAGACAAUACAAUCAGGACUUAAUUGUGUUAAAACCUGAUCAAGAUCUGCUGAAAAGAAAUCUCCUAGUACAUUGAUUGCCCCUUUGACAGGUCAAAGGUCAAAUAUGCAUGAAAAUUGACAUGAGAAUGAAAGAAUGAAAAUAAUGGAACAGAUUUUGAUGAAUGUUUCUGACAGUCAAAAUUGUGAAACAUGUAGUCAGAAUAUAUAACUUAGAAGCUGUGAUAUUAAUUUAACUGGGCUGAAUAAUCUAUAAAUGUUAUGCAUCUGAUACUGAUCAUUUAUCAUAUACAAUCCCAAGCAAGAAAGGUUGAUUAUUGGACAUACUGGAAUAGAGAAAAAGAGAUGGAAAUGCAUAAGAGAAAAAUGAUGUAUUGAAAAAUAUAUACCAUUACACUUUUUUUGAAAAUUUAAAUGUUAUUUUUUGCAAAUUUUUUUAAAAUAUAUCACUUGAAAGUAAAGAGGAAAAAUAUUUUUAUGCAAAUGUAAAUUAAUUUAUUGAGAAAAUAUUUUACUUUAUAAAUAACUUUGUUUUAGACAUACAUAUAUGUAAAAUGUUAGUUUGACUACAUUAAAAUAUUACCCAUGUAUUAUUAGAACAUAUAUAUAAUAAUUUUGAGUAAUAAAUGGCUAGAUUUUGAUUUUAUUCUGCCAUGCACAUUUGAAGAAAGGUAGUCAAUAGUAUUUAUCUAAAACAUAAUUUUAGUGUUAAAAUAGGAAAUAACAGAGGUCAGAUUGUACCUAUGAAGUUCUGCCAAAUUCUAUUUUUAUAGUAAGAAAGCCCAUUGUUUCAUGAUAUAUGUUUUGUAUAAAUAUUUAUAUUUAAUAAAAUUUAUUAACACUGAAA